Messenger RNA from Linepithema humile (Argentine ant), 1353 nucleotides. Its product is annotated as dnaJ homolog subfamily C member 17. Gene Ontology annotation, biological process: spliceosomal complex disassembly. Gene Ontology annotation, molecular function: RNA binding. NCBI's taxonomy places the organism in Eukaryota, Metazoa, Arthropoda, Insecta, Hymenoptera, Formicidae. The record is from RefSeq and is a predicted model, not a curated record. Gene Ontology annotation, cellular component: spliceosomal complex.
CCUUAUAUUUCCGGUUCGGAUGUAUCAUGAGUUAUCAUAAGUGUCAGUUAAAAAAAUCCAGAACUAAUUAAAUAACUUGUUUUCUAAUCAUUUUGAUAUCAUUGUUCAGCGUACAUUGCUCAACUAUUGCACAAUUACAGUAUUUUCUAAAUGCAAUAAUCACGCAAAUAAACACUCAUUAGCAUUAUAUAUGUGUACAGUGUAGGAACGUGUAUAACCUAUAAUAUCACUUGUUGAUUAAACAUUUAUUUUAAGAAUAAUUGAGUGGAAAUAAUAAAAUCACACGAUGGAUAAAAUUAUGGAAAUGGAUCUGUAUGCAUUGAUCGGUGCAGAACCUACAGCUUCUGUAUCAGAGAUCAAAAAAGCAUAUCGCAAAAAGGCUUUAACAUGUCAUCCUGACAAGAAUCCUAACAAUCCAAGAGCAGCUGAAUUAUUUCAAGAACUGUCAAAAGUAUUGGAAAUACUAACAGAUGAAAAUGCAAGAGCUGCAUACGACAAAGUUAUCGCUGCCAGAAAACAGGCCAAGGAACGCAUUAAAGUGUAUGAUGCCAAGAGGAGAAAACUGAAGGAAGAUUUAGAAGCACGUGAGGAAGCUUAUAAGAGAACGUUAGAUCCCACAUAUAAUAGUAAAUCUGAUGAAGACCGAUUGAAAGCUGAGAUAGAAAGAUUACAAAAAGAGGGGUCCAAACAAGUGGAGGAGGAAGUAGCCUUUGUACAAAAACAAAUUUGGGAACAGCUUCAUGGUUCAUCAAAAAAAUCAGAAAAUAAAGUAGGAGAGUUUCGAAUUAAAAUUAGAUGGAAGACACAAGAAAAUGAUUCCACAAAUGGCGGAUACAACUAUGAUAAUCUGCAUAAAAUGUUUUCAAAAUAUGGAGAUGUAGCAGCUCUUGUUGUGUCAUCUGCAAAGAAAGGCAGAGCCAUGGUCGAAUUUGGAAAUAAAAGUGCAGCGGAAACAGCGCUUUUAGUAGAAAUCGGUUUAGCCGAGAAUCCAUUAAUACUUCGCGCUCUAUGGGAUACACAAAAAUCUUCAACCAGUACUGCUAGUACUGCAAGUUGUAAUAUUGGAAGACCCGUGUUUCCUGCGAGUAUAAAUUUGACCAGCAAACCAUGCGCGUCUGUCAGUUUUUCUUCCGCACCUGAUAUAUUUACGCAGCAAGGAAGAAUGUCGGAUGCAGAAUUUGAAAGUUCGGUGUUAGCUAAUUUGAGGAGAGCAGAGGAACGCAAACGACUCAUAGAAGAAUUGAAGACGCAGAAAGGAACUUAAUUGUAAUAUUAAAUCACUUUGAUUUGCUCGUGUAUUUAUUUUUCUAUGUAAGAAAUAUACAGAUAGUAAAAAUAUCCGUUAUUAAUGUU